GGUUUCCCAGCCCGGGACACACGAUCCCCGCAGCCUGCGAUGGCCUCGGCGCAGUGGCGGGCGCUCGCCGAGCAGUUCCAGGUGAUCUGCCCCCCCGGGGGGCCCCCAGGUGCGGGGCGCCCCGGGGCGCUGCGAGCCCAGGUGUCCUGUGGGCACUGGGUGAGCGCGGCCGGGCUGCGGCGAUGGGUGCGGGCGCUGCUGGACCAGGGUGUCACCUCAUUUCACUGCCCCUGCUGCCCGGACACCCCUUGGCUCUGGCAGGAGCUGUGCAAACUCGGGCUCUUCUCGGAUGAGGACCGGGCCACGCUGGAGGCCCAAAUCCUGGCGCAGGAGGGGGCCAGGGGCAGCUACCGCCCGUGCCCGCGCUGCCAGCACCUCGUCCAGCGCCUGGACCCCGGCACCCUGCGCACCCCCUGCCUGCCCUGCUCCCAGCGGGCUGGGGGGCUGUACUGCUUCUGCUGGGGCUGCCUCACAGAAUGGAGGGACCCUGCGUCCCAUGCUGACUCGCGAUGCUCCCUACAGGCUGCGCUGCAUGACGCCCCCAAGAUCCAGGCCCCGAGAUCGGCCAUCCACGGCUGCCCCUCGCUGCGGGCCUGUCCCCGUUGCCACGCCCUCCUAAGCCACACCACGCAAGGCUGCCCCAUGGUGGCCUGCCCUGAAUGCAGGUCUUGGUUCUGCUACCGCUGCCUGGGUCUGUCCGGGGGACACUGGCCUUCCUGCCCCAUCGCUGACCCACAGCUGGUCUGCGGGGGUGGGGAUGCGGUAACCCCAAUGUCCAGGGGCAGCCCUGUAGUGCCCAGUGUCAUGGGUUGGAUCUUGGGGCUUUGGAGAGGGGGGAUCUGAGACAAAGGAGGGGCUUCUUUGACUCCCCUCCCAGGGCUGUGAGGACUCCAGGCAUCGGGGUCAGGGGCUUCCUUUCCCUUUGUCAGUGCAGCACCUGGCACAGUGAGGUCCCUGCAUGGCUGGGGCAUUUAGGUGCCACAACAAUGUAAUGGAAUUGUGUAACAUAAUUGUGUGUCUGAAUGAGUGACUCAAAUCGGCAGUGAAUGGGUGCGGGGGGGAGAACGAGGGGCCUUAAAUCUUUUCUAAUAUUACUAUUAAAGGAAGGAAUUUCUAAAGAUAAAA
Gopherus flavomarginatus (Mexican gopher tortoise) is the source of this 1125-nucleotide messenger RNA. Its product is annotated as E3 ubiquitin-protein ligase RNF217-like. The record is from RefSeq and is a predicted model, not a curated record. NCBI's taxonomy places the organism in Eukaryota, Metazoa, Chordata, Testudines, Testudinidae. The transcript is spliced from 4 exons. Bases 40 to 843 code for a protein of 267 amino acids.